GCAGGUAGAUGGCAUUUAUCCUGGUCACCACACUGAUGCAGGUGAUGGUGAGCCUUACCCCAGUAACAGCUUCCACCACAAUGACGGAAAUGUUUCAACAUUCUGGAGCCUGUAACACUCAGCACGGAAAAGAGGAGGAUGAUCCAGAUUACUACACCACCAACUCCAACAUAACGCACCUCCCUUCCGCUUCCGGAUUCAUGGGAACACACGGCACGUACCGUCACUUGACAGUCCAUGAGCAGACAGCGGUGCUGAUUGGGGAAGGUAAACAUGGCAUGUGGAGAAUUCAAGGUGCUGGAUUCAUCAGAGUUUACCGAACACAGGAAGAGGAGGGGAUAAAGCAAGAGGAUAAAGAUAAUGCUCUGGAUGGAGACGACGAAGAACUAAACAACAUCCUUGUGAAGCAUUACACUCACCAGGAUGGAAGCGAGAACAGAGAUCAUAAACACAGCUUCGGUGAAGAAAUUUCUAAGGACGGAUUCCUCAACUGGCUAGAUCUGACAAUUUACCAUCCCAAGUUCGGAGGAAAAUACAAAGACCAUCCUGUGAUGGACUUACCCUGGUACUAUUGCGGGUUGUCUGGUGCCGAUUACCCUCACAUGGGUAACGUUUGGAAGUAUGUCAAAGCUCAAAAGAAUGCCAACAGAGUGGGUCCUUUAGGAAAACGAGCUGGAAUGGACGUUAACGAAAACUUCAACGCUAUCCUCCGAAUGGAAAUGUUUGGCGGUGGAGGAGUUUAUACCAAUGUCGGUCAAGGAAAUCCUCAAACAGACUUGAUGCAGAAAACGUUGGAAGAGCUGAAAAGCCGCGCGCAAACCGUUCACUAUAAACGCAUAGAUGAUUCCAGAAUAGACACAGAAUUCUAUAUCCUUGAAAGAGGAUACCACAAUUACCCCGAAUCCUAUCUCAUUAUAGGAAUGGUGAUGGAUUCCAAGGUUAAUCCAGCUGACUAUUCCUACGUGCGUCCAGCUGGAAGGUAUUAUGAUGGGAUAUACGAUCAAUUCAAGGAAGCUGAUAUUUUGAAUACUGAACCUAACUUUGCUCCGCCUGUGUACGUUAAAGACGGAGGAGGCGCGGAAAAGAUUUACGGAAUGGCGAUAUUCGGUCACAACCACCCCACUCGACAGAAGUACGGUCUCAAUGGGGGUGCUUGUCCUACAAAAGGCGGUGAUUGCUCCACCUACCCGUGGGGAAACUCCGGAGCUGGCUGGCCAACAGACUACGAAGAAAUCACUCCAAUCUGUGACGGUAUUGUCCUCGACAUUAAACUCUGGGCGGACCUGGAAAAAUCUUGGGAGAGCGAGACCAUUGGACUGGGCAAUUCCGGAUACGGGACUCAAGAGGUUGAGUACUCUGCUCAUGUUAAUCACUAUGGGAAGUUCCAAGACCCGUGGCUUGUUGAUCAGGGAAUACAAAAUCCGCAAGAGGUGGACUUCACAGAAGAUGGUAACAUCGUACAAAAGGCACCCGACAAUGUCGAUGACAUUCCCGUAGUUGCCUUCACCAUAGAUUUUGGUCAGAAAGGUGACCAAUUGGAAUUCGAAGAAGUGAACCUGGAUCCUCUGCUCAAAGGUUGUACUGCUGAAGAGAAAGAGAAAGAGAAACUCAAACAGUGCUCGGGACUACCAGUACAGUGGGAACAUGUGACUACCUACCCUUCCAGCUUUCCUGUACCACUAGGAGAGGUGAUGACAGUGAACUGUUGGGGUACUAAUUUCAAUUUCACAGGGGACUCGAAGAUAACGUGCAAAGGUGGUACUGAUUUCGAGUUUAAAAAACAACCAAAGUGUGAAGCAGUGCCGCACUGCGAAGAAGACAAAGUGAGAGACGAGCUGAAGGAAGUCCAAGAAGAAAUGGAAAAGCUCAUAGAACAGCUGGAGCAAUCUACAUGUCCGAGUGAUAGCACCUGGAGGGUACCAAGUGACGUCACUGGGAAGAAGAUCACUCGAAAUUUGCUGAAGACAUUGAAGGAGGCUGGAGAUAAUGACAGCUUAAAGUAUCUAAGGUCAUGGAAGGGUGUGAAGAUGACGAAUAGUCUCGCAAGAUACAUUGAAUGUUUCCAGACCACUGCAGCUUAGUUGAACUGUGGAAUGAGCUCGCUAAUCAGGGCUAUUUUUCUCAGUUUAAGUGGGACAAUUUGUUUGGGAUUUUAUGAUUAUGACACUUAAAAACUUAGUACCACUUGAUGAAUCAGACACCUGUUUUGGCAAUUGUAUAGACUGAAAAAUCAAAAAAAAUAGUCAAUCAAGGUGGUGUUGUGUUUGUCUAAAACAUCAGUUUCAGAUAAUUCAUUAAUUCAUAUAGGGAAACUUUUUUCAAAUCCCUUGUAGCCUUGUGUUAACAGUACUGUACCAAAAAAUUUUUUGUAUGCUUGAAAAAAAUAUCUUUAUUUUAUCA
This is a messenger RNA of Bolinopsis microptera, 2400 nucleotides long. RefSeq lists its product as uncharacterized. The transcript is spliced from 6 exons. NCBI's taxonomy places the organism in Eukaryota, Metazoa, Ctenophora, Tentaculata, Lobata, Bolinopsidae. The record is from RefSeq and is a predicted model, not a curated record. The coding region runs from base 9 to 2081 and encodes 690 amino acids.